AUGAUUACACUUGUUGCGCUACAAGAACUAAUUCCUCUCCAAGACCCGUCAGAAGGUUGGAAGGCGAACUACGGAUUCUGGAUUCGAAUUGUCAUUUUGGCUUUCGUCGUUGGUCAUACAGUCAUGGGGCAAGCGAAAGUUAUGAUCGAUGGCGUUGUGAUCUCUACAGCGCGACAGAUACUACUGUCAGCGUGUGCAGCAGUAAUGUUUUUCUUUGGUGCAGUAGCAAUAACUGCUCUAGUCAUCUUCCCAGUACCCUUCUGUGUGUUGACAAUGGCUCCAGUAUUUUACACGUUUCUCAUCAUCGCUGUUCGACUCAUCGUCGGCCGCCACGUUCUACACGAGAUGAUAGUACACUCGGAUCAGUUGAUCCGAUUUAUUUGCUUCGUGUGUGCCCAGGUCUCACUGGCUUGUAUUUAUCCCUCUUACGAAUCUCUGUUUCGCAUUGUGCAAGGCACUCAGUAUCAAAUGUUAGUGAUUAUCCUCCUACCGAUGAUUAAAGUUGCAGUGAAAAACAUGCUACUGAGAUGCACAGCGCAUAUGGAAGACAUGGUUCCGGAGGCAGUCAUCUUCACGGUGGACUUUUUCAACACUCUCUAUGUUGCCACGUGCAUGCAGAGUGCGUCGUCAGUGGUUGCUGUCAUUGCCAUCAUGGUGACCGAUCUACUACAGACAUGUGUAAUGCUUUAUGGCUUACAUCGACGCAUUGCAAUGAUUCGGCCUAAACUCCAGGAGAUUACCAACAUUCCAAGCGACAGGAAUUGUGUAUUGACAAUGGUUUCUGCCUUGUGCAAAGAUGCCGACAAAUUCUCGAGGCAAAUUCGUCAUGGUAUCCGAAUCCGCUCGUGUCUUCUGCAUUGUUCAGCCGAGACGAAUAAAAUUCAUCUGCAAUUCCUCAGGAAGAAUUUUGCAGAAAGCCAUCGCGUUGUGGAAUCAGACAAUGCGACAGGCCUUGUACUGGAUAGAGCAGGAUCUCGUACCAAUACGUGUAAUCUCCGCCUGCUGUGUACGCGAAAUCGAAGAGAUAGCAUCAUGCCGAUCUUGCCUUCUGCAAGGGGUCCAACGUCAGAAAACACAAUAACUCACCAAGAUUCACAAACCAAACGAUCCACAAUUCUUAUCGAGACGUUAGAGGUGCUCUUCACAACCGAAUGUAUCGUCGUUGCUGCAUACUUGGAGGCGUUUGUGCCGUUGUUUUACUGCAACUAUAUGUUUCUAAUGGUGCACCUUCCGAGCGCCCAAUAUCACACGGAGAUGGCUGGAGUUACCCACGACAACGUUGGCUCAACUGUGCGCCCGGUGUGGAUAUUUGGGCUUUUGCAGGUGGUAUCGUUCGUGUUUCUCGUUGUGCUCAUCAAGCGGAAUCUGGGAAUGCAGGCUUUGUACCAGCUUGGAUUUGUAUUGGAGACGCAGAUGGCUUUAGUCCAGGGUAAACUGAUUAUGUGGAUGGUAGUGACGUUUUGCUUUCGAGUGGUACAUUUUGGAAUGGAUUUCACCUACAAGUUUGAUUGGAUUAAGUGA
Molecule: messenger RNA, 1521 nt
Organism: Phytophthora nicotianae INRA-310
Lineage: Eukaryota; Oomycota; Peronosporomycetes; Peronosporales; Peronosporaceae
Exons: 2
Coding region: 1-1521 (506 amino acids)
Source: RefSeq, a predicted model, not a curated record